Molecule: messenger RNA, 1092 nt
Organism: Gastrolobium bilobum
Lineage: Eukaryota; Viridiplantae; Streptophyta; Magnoliopsida; Fabales; Fabaceae
Product: disease resistance protein RUN1-like
Exons: 4
Coding region: 1-1092 (363 amino acids)
Biological process (GO): signal transduction
Source: RefSeq, a predicted model, not a curated record
AUGGCGGGACUGGAAUGCGUCACAAAUGAUGACAGCACACGUGGAAACUCGUCACUUGGACUGUCGAGGAAGCCCAACAACUACCACUACGAUGUUUUUCUCAGUUUUAGGGGCUCAGAUACCCGCUACACCUUCACUGGUAAUCUCUAUAAUGCUUUGCGCCUCAAGAGAUUCAAGACCUUCAUGGCUGAGGUUGGAUUGAAGAGUGGCGACCAAAUCGUAUCCUCUAUUCUUGAUGCAGUCCAAGAAUCAAGGAUUUCCAUUGUUGUUCUUUCCGAGAACUAUGCAGAUUCCGGGUGGUGUCUUAGUGAACUAGUCAAGAUCCUUGACUGUACAAAGGAGAAGAACCAACUGGUUUUGCCAAUCUUCUACGAUGUGGAUCCCUCCGAUGUAAGGCGUCAGACAGGUACUUAUGAACAUGCCAUGGCUAAACUGGAACAUCGGUUCGGAAAAGACUAUGAGAAACUGGAGAGAUGGAGGUCAGCUUUGUCUGAAGUCGCCAACAUGUCUGGAUGGCAUUUCAAAAUUGGGUACUGUGGCUACGAAUAUGAACUUAUCCAAGAGAUUGUGGAACAAGUCACCCGAAGCUUGCCCCGCUACGAUGUUUUUCUCAGUUUUAGUGGAAAAGAUACCGGCUACUCCUUUAGCUGUUUUCUCUAUAAUGCUUUGCGACACGAGGGAUUCAAAACCUUCAUGAAUAACGAGCGAUUGGAGGACGUGGACCAAAUUUCAGAAUCUCUUAUUAAAACAAUUGAAAAAUCAAGGCUUUCAAUCAUUGUUUUUUCUCAAAACUAUGCAUGUUCCUCCUUGCGUCUUGAUGAACUUGUCGUGAUCCUUGACUGUAUGAAGAGGAAAAACAGAUUGGUCUGGCCAAUCUUUUACAAAGUGGAACCGUCGGAUAUAAGGCAUCUAAGAAAUAAUUAUGGCAAAGCCAUUGAAGCACAUGAAAAUAGGCUAGGAAAGGACUCCAAGAAGGUGCAGGAAUGGAGGCUAGCUUUGUCUCAAGUUGCCAACUUGAAAGGAUGGCACUUGAAAUCCGGGUACGAAUAUGAACUUAUCAAAAAAAUUGUGGAUUGUGCCCUUAAAAUUUAA